Vigna umbellata (rice bean) is the source of this 3528-nucleotide messenger RNA. NCBI's taxonomy places the organism in Eukaryota, Viridiplantae, Streptophyta, Magnoliopsida, Fabales, Fabaceae. The record is from RefSeq and is a predicted model, not a curated record.
GUCUCUUAAAUACCUAGGGUUUUCGGUGGCUUUUUCUUUCGUCUCUGGCGGAAAGAAACAGUGAAAACCUUUUUCUUACCUCUAUCAAGUUGCUGCUAAAAUCCUGACUCCGAAGAAGGAUAAGGCUCCUCCACCUUCCUCCGAGCCCACCAAAUUUGGCAGUGCCAAGCAACCUUCCGUUUUUUCCGAGCGUCUGAGGAUCGCUUAUACUUCCAAUUGAAACGACCAUGAACACACUAAACUUUUAAUCAAAUGCAUGAUUGAACUCAAUAUUUUGUUUAUGAGGAAGUGUGGUAUAGGUUUGAAAGUAUUGGUGAGAGAUGUAUGAAUGUGGUAAAUGAUGUUGGAGUUGUUGUUGUUGUAUGAGGGAACAUUUAAGUUGUUUUGAUCCUCAUCAUUAUUAAAAGACUCUGAAGAUGGUGAAGAAAUUUCUACAUAUUCAUUUCAAAGUAAAUAAAAAGGUAAUGGUGAUGCGUUUUCAUGGUUGAGGGAAAAAAUUUAAUGUGGAUGGACAGUUAGAAGUGGGAUGUUUGUAAAUAUGUGUCAUCACGAUAUUGUCACAGCAGCUUGAGAACAACUAACGAUCUCAUCAUCAUAAUACAUGAUUGUUCAUUUGGAAAAAUUCAUUUUAAAAUGAAAAAGCAAGAAAAAUUGUAAAACUUUACAGAGUUAAGGAGAAAGCAGAACUAUGAAAUUAGGAGAAAUUGGAGUGACAAGUUAUGGAAAGGUAAAUGUUAUAUGGUUAUGCGAGUGACAUGAGAGUUUAUGUAGUCAUGUAGGAGACACAAGACUUUAAGUAGUUAUGUGAGUGAUAUGAGGGCUUAGGUAGUAAUGUGAAUGACACGAUGAGGUUGGGUAGUCAUGUGGCUGAACCAAAAAGUUAUGUUAUCAUGUGUCACACGUAGACUUCGACCGCCCAUGUGAAUUGGUGCAUGAUGGUUUAAGCGUUCGUGUGAGUGAUACAAUAUAUUAGGCAUACAUGUGACUGACAUGCCAACUUAGUCUGUCACCCAUGUAAAUUGUAUGACUACCUAACCUUUUGUGCUACUCAUAUAUGACUACCUAAACUUUUGUCACACUCACAUGACUAUCUGAACUCUCGUAUUACUCACAUGACUACCUACAUUUGUGUCAUUCACAUGGUUACUUAAGUUCUCAUUCUACUCACAUAAUUACCCACUAUUGUGUCAUUCUCAUGACUAUAUAAAACCUUCCUUACCAUAACUUACACCAAUUCCUCGUAACUUCAUACUCACUGCCUUCUCUCUUACAUUGUACAAUUUCAUACUUUUUUCUUGUUUUUUAAUGUAAAAUGGAUUAUUCUAUUGAUGCAAUCAUCUUCAAUGAUGGUUGGAUUGUUAAUUGUCAUCAAACACCAGUUUCUUCCCCAAUGAGAAUGUCAUGAUGAUUAAUUAUGCUUCAGCAAUUCAAAAAAAGCUUCUACAAAAAUCUUGUUGACCGGCAUUUGAACAAGCGUCCACGAUCAUAUACAGAUACUCCAUUCAAAUUUAUGUCGGAGAUGCAUACUACAUUGCAAAUAGGCUUCAAGACGAUUAAUAUUUAAAAGGGCUCAUCGACAUUAAAAUGCAAAACCCAACGUUGGCCGACACUGAGUUAUGCACAAGCUACUAUAGAUGUAUCCCUCCCAUUUAUCCUACUCAAUUUUCAUAAUCUCUCACGGAGAACACAUUUUUCCUUUCUAACACCAUCACACUCACACAUAAUCCACACCACAAACCUUUGAUUUAAACAACACAUAUUUAGGGCUUUGAGAAACUAAUGUACAAUCUUGCACCCAGUUUCUAACUAGUCCAUUCGGAUAAAAUGUUUUUCCCUCGUCCAUGCAAACACAUCAUUACUUUCUUGAUUGCCUGAAAAUGACUGUAGGAAUUCUUUCAACAUCUUUAAAAUCUUUUAGUGAUGAUGAGAAUGACAUCCUCGCAGAACAUGCAUAUGAGAUGAGGAUGACAACAAUUUAGACGUCCUCCUCAUACAACAACACGACCCCAACACCAUUUUUUGCAUUUUCACAUCCCUUUGAAACAAUUUCAAACAUAUACUCCACUUCAUCAUGAACAAAAUACUAAGUUCGGUCAUGCAUUUGACCAUGAGUCGAUGAAACAUCCACUUGGAACAUUAUUCAAGGGAAUGUGGCUCCUAAACAAAGAACAUGUCAACGCGCUCAACAGGUUCCUCAUAAUGAACCACUGUAUCCACACGGUCAUGUAUUCCCAUAUUGCACUCUAGAGAACAAUGUUGGGAUAUUCAAAAGAUUUAAAAGAUAAUAGGAGUCCACACCAACAAACAUCGGAAAACAUGAAUGCAUCAGAAGGACUACAAAGAGAAGAGAAUGACAGUGAACAUCGAGUGAGCGAAGGAAUUGGGGGUGUAGAGGAGGAUAUAAGAACGAAGAAGUGAAGAGCAGUGAAUGAAAAGUGGUUAGUAAGUCGAAAUUCGAUAAACAUUAAUCAUUGCUUACCAACCUUAUUUACUGAGGAAUAUUUUGGGGAGUUGGAGGUGCAGGGAGAACCCUCCACUAUCUUUCACCCAAAAGCCCAAAAACAUUCAUUGGGCUUUAUUAGACCAAACACCAACUGGGCCUUUUUGAAUAGUCCUAAUCGAAAAAAAUAUCUUCUCAUUAUUCGCCGAUUCUCUUUGACCUUCAUUUCACAACGGUUGAUCCAUUGAUGAGUUUUUAUUCUUAUUUUUCAUUUAGUUUUUUCUCUGUUUUAUGAAUGUAAGUUCUCUUGUAGAGUUAGUUUGCACUGCAGAUGGAGGGUAGGUUUGCUGAAGAGCUUUAUGCUGAAAGUUUAGAUCUGUCCAAAUUAGAACUCAUGUCGACCAUUGCUGUUGAUGAAAAAGAUAAGUUAAACGAUCGUGGUGGUGGUGAUGAUUUGAGUUUCUGGGAUGAUUCUGAUGACAAGUUGGAUAGUUCGUUGGAUUUGGACAGGGAGUGGCAGAGGAGGCACGACCAAUUCCAUACGAUUGGAUAUCGAGAUGGUCUUAUAGCUGGGAAGGAAGCUUCUGCUCAAGAGGGGUUCAAUUUUGGUUUUAAGCAAUCGGUUAUUGAUGGUUACAGUUGGGGUGUCGUAAGAGGUGUUACCAGUGCUUUUUCUCAUCUUCCACUUCAAUUAAAGGAGAGGUUGAUUCCAACACAAGAAAAGAGGAACGAAUUCCAAGGGCUGUAUAAAUCUGUGCAUUCUUUGUCAACACCAGAUGCCCUUGGAUUGUUUAGUGAAGAAAUGAAAGCACGAGAAGCUUUUGAAGAUAGUGAACAAUCAGAAGUUAGCCAUGACACAGCAGGUUUGCAAGAACAAUCUUCCUAUGGCUCUCAACUGAGAAAUUAUCGUGGACAACUUCAAUCUCUGAUUGGUGAAUCUUUGGCCGUUGGUAUUCAUUUGACCUGAACCAAAAUAAAUGGUGAUCUCUGUAUAUUUGGGAGGCAUAAUCAUAGAAUGAUAAGAGGUUCUUGUGGUACGCAUUUUCCAACUGGAUCGUAAAAACAGAUCAAUUGAUGUAAUUGUUUAG